Messenger RNA from Acanthaster planci (crown-of-thorns starfish), 5747 nucleotides. RefSeq lists its product as uncharacterized. Gene Ontology annotation, biological process: interstrand cross-link repair; double-strand break repair via nonhomologous end joining. The record is from RefSeq and is a predicted model, not a curated record. Lineage: Eukaryota; Metazoa; Echinodermata; Asteroidea; Valvatida; Acanthasteridae. Gene Ontology annotation, molecular function: 5'-3' DNA exonuclease activity; damaged DNA binding.
UUCUCAAAAAUCUGAUCUCAAAGUAAAUACGCUUUUUUGUAGUUCAAGGUAGAGAUAUGUGAAUUAAAGAACCCAAAUUCGAUGAAAAAUAUAAUCUCAUGAAAAUGGAAUCUAGACCGAAUGGAGGCAAAGCCAAACUUUGAAAAACCCGAAAGUCGGCGGGGGGGGGGCUCUUGCCAAAAUCCUUGACGUCUCUGCGUUGCUUUGCCGGUAUCGUCAGACAAGGCUACCAGAUUACCCGACGAAGCACGACGAGCGGUCUUUUCAAUGCCAAAAAAUUGUUUAUUAAAUUCUUGAUUCAUCGUACAUGACAUACAUGAUGGCAGAGAGUGAUGAUGACAUAUGGGAGUACAAGUCGCUUAAAAGGACGAAAAGAUCAGACGUUUGCAGCAGUCAACCUUCAUCACGGCAGCCACCAUCGAAGAAACUACGCAUCAGUAACGUUAGUUCUCAAAUCCAGUCCAACGAGCAUGGCCGUACAUGCCGUAAUACUAAUAUCCGUGCACGGGGAAAUGUGCGGAGUUGUCCGCUAAUUCUGAAAUCAGAAGAAGAAACGUCAAACUUGGAAUUGUUAACUCAGUCAAACAAAUUGCAAAGUCUCAAGAUUCCUAAGAAACCGAUGUCUCAAAUAAAACUUGAAUCAUUUUCGCCAGCCGCACCGUCCAGGACCACCAAACCUGCCAAAGACCAUCAUUAUGAAGACCGGCAGAUGAGUUCCAAAACUCCGAAAAACAAAAGUAGGUGUACGGCUGCUGUCAACAAAAGGGCAAAACAGCCAACAAAGUCAAGCUGCAAAAUACUCAAAGAAGCAGAGAAUAGAAAGAAAAAAUCAACGUGCUGUGUUAAAAGUGUGAAGAUGGAAGUGAACGAUAACAAUACAGACAGGAAUAGGAGAAUAUUACAAGGCUACUGUCCAUUCUGUCAAAUGCCGUUUGGUGCUCUUGUCUUGGAUUCACCAGAGCGACAUGUUGCUGAAUGCCUCUCAAAACCACUACAGGCUGAAAAUGAAUGCCCUCAUGGAAUAGCCUGUGAUGUAACCAUUGAGAGCCACUACAGGAAAUUUAGGCAUUGCCUGUUGGCUGAGGCAAGAGCCACGCUACCAAAUGAAGCGAGGAGCAAGAUGUGUGAACAGCAAGAGUUGAAAACACAACAUCAGAAGGGAAUGACACAGAAAAAUGAGCAGCAAGAACCUCUGUCUUCAUCUCGGAAGAUGUCAGAUCCAUCCUCUCAUGAUGCCAUCAGCAGUCUUGCAAAAAGCCUUCAGAAUAGCACAGCAGUGCGUCAACAUCCAGUGACCAAGGGAGAAAAAUAUGCAACAGAAGGGAUGUCAAAUGCUACUGGAAACACAUCUAGUAAUGUAGUCUCAUCACAGAUUGGAAGUCUGAAUUCAAUACAGAAGAGUAAAUCAAUGGAGAAAGCAGUUCAGUUUGGUCUAAAAGCUGCUGCAGAGGAGUCUAAAUUAGUCUCUUUGGAGCAGGGUUCAGAGCCCCAGAAGAAUGAUGGUACUGAUCAAGUCCAUUGCAUCUCUAGUGAUGAAGAUAUAUUUGCGUACAGUGAGCAUUCAUGUGAAACACUUUCUGUAGCUUCCCAAGAAGAUACCCAAAAAGGCUGUGAGCAGCCUGUUGAUGACAAUGAUGACACACAGUCUAGUGCCAUGAGUGAGUUGUCAACUUCUAUCUUUGCUGACGCUGGACCUGUAGAACCCCAGCAACUGACUGCCGUGCUGACAUCAUGCUGCACUCAAACAGCUAGCAACUCAUAUACUCACUGCACUGAGUCUUCAGAAUCAACUUCUUGUAUUCAAGCCAAAGAUCUUCUGCCGUCCACUUGCCAAACAAAGACCUCUAAUUUUCCACUGAGAGUAGCCUCUAAGGGAAACAGACAAGCCCAGAACUUGAAUCUUGACUUUGAUCACUGCAGCCAGGUUGACAUCAGCAUCAAGGUCACACCGUGCGAAAAAGCUGAUCACACGAAACAGUCAUCUGACAACCUUUGCACCACACCAUCAUUCUUCAAGAUGAAAGCCAAAAAGGCUCAUCGGAUACAAGUCAUGGUGGAGGAGAAUCAAGACAAUGAGAGUGCUAACUCAGAUGCAGAUGAUUCGUCUGUCAGCGAUUCUGCCGUUCCAUCUGUCUUGAAGACAAACAUAAAGCAUGAAGCAGAAGAUCAAGAAAAAUGGUCUCAUGGUUGCCUUACAAAUAAAAAUGAGAGGGGAGGUGAAAGUAAUGUUGACAGUCACCAUUUCAUGCAGAAUGGAGUGGCUAGUGAAGUCCAAGGAUCAUCAAUUUCUGCCCACUCAACAACAACAGUGGGUAAGGAAUGUUCAUCCGAUAAUGAACCAUUAACAAAGCAAGAAUCUGUUGCCAGCCAAGAUCAAAAACGCUACUCUAAGAAAGUAGCAGAAACUUCCAAAGAGGGAACCCUAUCACAACUGGUACGCCCUGUAAUUAGUGCCUUGUCCAGUGCUGUCCCUUCCAACUCCCUUAGACAGUCUUCCCUGGCAUCUUACUUUGGUUUGGGUGCUGUAAAGAAAGAAAACCUGUCCCAAGAAGGAAAACAAGAAAGAUCUCUCCACGCAACUGAGACUGCUACAGCAAGCAAUGCUAUGCCUAUGAACUCUGACCCCAUGACCCAGAGCAGCCACAGGUCAUAUAAGUCUCAUAGUAGAUCAAGGAAUGGACGUUGGAGUAAGUCUUCCUCUCAGUAUGAUGAUGACACUGGACACCCACAAAGUCAGAGGGCUGGCAGUUCACAGAGACUGUGUCCAUUUUACAAGAAAAUACAAGGAACCUCAUUUGUUGUGGAUGCUUUCCGCUAUGGUGAUAUCCCAGGAUGCACUGCCUACUUCCUGAGUCACUUUCACUAUGAUCACUACGGCGGUUUGACUAAACACUUCAAACAUCUUAUUUACUGCAGUCAGAUAACAGCUAACUUGGUCAGAGCAAGAAUCAGGGUGGAAGCCAAGUAUCUGCGGCCGUUGCCAAUGAAUGAAGCAUGCGUGAUCAGUGGAGUGGAAGUCACCUUACUUGAAGCUAAUCACUGUCCAGGAGCAGUCUUAUUCUUGUUUCACCUGAGUGAUGGCCGAGUCUUCCUUCACACCGGGGACUUCAGAGCUGACUCUGCCAUGGAACAACUCCCACAACUUCGCAGCUGCCAUAUCGAUCAACUCUUCCUGGAUACCACGUACUUAGAUCCUCAGUAUGAUUUCCCUACCCAAGCUGAAGUCAUUGAAUACACAGCACAAAUUGCAGUCGAUGUGGUGAAGCGGAACAACAAAACUCUACUUGUGUGUGGUACCUACACCAUUGGCAAGGAGAAAAUAUUCAUUGCCAUUGCUGAAGCUGUUGGCUGUAAAGUUUUUGUUGCUAAGGACAAGAAGAAUAUCUUGGACUGUUUGGAAAACAGUCGCCUGCAAUCUAUGCUGACCCUGGAUAAAAAUGCUACCAGACUUCAUGUAGUUACCAUGGCAACACUCACCAACCAAAGCUUGAAGGAAUACUUGUCCAAAUUUUCUGGUCGCUAUGAUGCUGUUGUAGCUUUCAAGCCAACAGGUUGGACUCAUAGUGACAAGAAGACAAAUUUACAGGAUAUCAAACCUUCUAGGAGUGGACCAGUUUCUAUUUAUGGAGUUCCGUAUAGUGAGCACAGCAGCUACAGUGAGCUACGGCGAUUUGUCCAGUUCAUCCGCCCUAAUCGUAUCAUACCCACCGUCAAUGUUGGAAGUGCAGCGAGUAGGAAUGCAAUGAAUGAACAUUUCAAGACUUGGUUGAGUGAAGAAAUAGGUUCAUCCCAAGGACGACAGUUGCAUCAACCCAGGAAUUCCAGCAUCUUAAACUGGUUUAAGUGAUUAUGUUUGGUGAAGUGAGACCAUGGUUAUGUUUGGGAAUUGCUUUCGUCCUUUUAUGUAUUGCAUGACACAGGCAGCAUAUAGAACUUCAAAGUUUUUAAUUCUGAGGACAAAUGAACAGUUCCUUUGGACCAUUCAUGAUAACUGUCAACAUAUGCCUGGUGAUAAUUCAGUUUGAUAUUUCACUGGAUGGAAGACUUGGUCUGCAAACAAAGGAUUUGUGGAGUAACUGUUUAAUCAAAUUUAUGCAACUCAGGAACUUUCGUCUUUUUCUACUCACAGUGGGAAUAGAGCUUAAAUCUGACUUUAGUAAAUGUAACAUGUUUUCCCUUUGAGUUGUGCGCUAUGAUAUCUUCCUUUUAACUCUAACUUCUGUUAUACAACAUAGACUAUAUACAUUUUUAGUGCAAAUGUAACCAUGGAGAUGCAAAUGAAAGUUUUCACUCACUACAUGCAUUGAAGAUGUUCGUACAUGUAUUUUUGCAAUAACAGUUUGUAACACUGUAGCACUAGCAUAUAACUUAAAUACCGCUUAAUUAACAGGAUCCACCUAAGUGUUAAAAUGAAAUAUCCUCUGCAGAUAGCUGUCAGUAAAGCCAUGGUGGAGCAGUUUAUGAAACAGAUUUUAAUGCAUGCAUUUUUGUCUUAGAGUGAAACCAUGAUGUACAUGUAAUAGCAUCUGGACUUAUUGGAAAACAUACUUAAUUCAUGUAACAGUCUAUUUUUUAAACCAAGUAGCACAAGAAUCCAUUGAAUAGUACUGUCAUCAAUGAUUUGUGACUUAAGGCUGGAAUUACUAAGACAACAAUCAGCAAAAAAUAUUCCUGUAAGUUGUAUCACUUGAACACAAUAUUCACAAUGUUAAUAAGGGAUUGGAUUUUCUCACAUAAACAUGUAGAAAGAUGGUAAGGCAAUUACUAAGCCAGGUUAAUGGGCUACUUGAAUGAAGCUGCUGAUUAAUCGAAUUGGAUGAGUGUUGAGCGCAGGAGAGUUAUAUUCAGGAAACACUGGUCUCCUUCCAGAAAUGCCAUAAUUGGGCAAAUGUUGAUGUUUUCACUUAUUGACCCUUACCUGUAAGAUACAUUGUAAAUUUCAUGAAAUUUUGUUGCAUCUGGCGUAAAGUUAGGGUUGAGUGUAUGUUGUCAACAUUUCUUGGGUGUUUCUUUGGUAAUUGGGACUGUACAGUAUCAUGGUAAUCCUCUCAUUAAAUGGAUCAUGUUAAAAGUGAAACAAGGUUGUUAACUGUACUUUGGUGAGUUCACGUACUUUAUUUUUGUAACAGGAUCUCAUUAGAUAACACACGUUUCUAGUGCAUGUCCAUACGAUUAUCUUGUCAGGGGCAAAUUGGUUUCUUUUUUAUUCACAUAAAGGGAUUAUAUACUCAAGUUUAUGACAGACUUUGAUUCAAAAUAAUUCUAGAUUUUUUUUUUACUUUAAAAUGGUGAAAGCCCUCAGCCAUAACGCCAUUGUCAAGUUAAAAUAUUUUGCUGUACAGGCCUGAAGGGCAAAUUGGAUUAUUUUAGUAGAAACACACCUAGGUCACAGAAUAUGUUUAUAGUUGAAUUCAAGAGGCCUACGGGGUAUCAAUAACCUUUGACCUCGUUGUGACCUUAUUGUGAAUGUUUAACAUGAAGGUUACUGAAUUUAACUCAAAGAACAUGUUUUAUGCCAUGAAAAUGGAAGAUAUUGAAUUUCAUGAGAAGCUAGUCAGGCCAAAAGGUUUCACAGAACCGCAGCUUUCAUAAAUCUAUUAGCUUUGAAUGACCACUUUCAUCUUAGCCAUGAAGGGUCGCGUACUCAGCUCCCGAUGAUCAUAUUCGGAACUCCAUCGACUUGUAUAACUCUACCUCAUUGCAGCAUUUACAUACAAAGGCUUACUUGCCGUAGUGCAUGUACAUGU